GUGGAGGUGUAACUGGAAUCCAUUUUGGCUCAACUGCAGCCGCCUGCAGCGUUAACGCUGCGCGCGUUUGAGCCCGAAUGAACGUUCUAGUACUCCAGUUUCACAUUAGUGAUUCCUGUUCUCCAGACAAGAGUUGCUAGGAUGCAAACAUCAUUAUAAGCUCUACCGACCCCUAUCUGACACACAACGCACAGUACUCAAUCUCAACCUACUUUUAAUACAAGAAAAGACGCGAUAUGUUCACCAGCACCCAGACAAACGAUUAAAAUUACCACGAUGUUAAUUUAUCUAUUCGCUUGUUUAUAAAUAUAAAACAUGAUAUAAUGGCGUCGGAGUGCACGCAAGAAUCCGUUCUGGACUUUCUAUUGGAAAAUGGGGGGCGAGUGAAAAACAAGGACUUGAUAGCGCAUUUUAAAGUCUUUCUGAGCAGUGAAAAUACGAAGCGAGCCGUGUUAAAAGAGAGGUUUAAGCGUUUUGUGGACAAUAUCGCGUAUGUGAAGCAGGAAAACGGGGAGAAAGUGGUAUGUUUGAAGAAGAAGUACAGAUACCCGGAGAUGCGGAGCGGGCGCGCGCAGGAUGAGAAGCCCGAUGAUGAGGAGAAGGAGGAUGAUGAAGACGUCAAGAGAGGAUUAGAUGCAUUGCAGAUCGAAGAGAACGGGAAUGUCAAGGCAGAAAUCGAUGGAAAACAUGAUCUGAAUCAAAAAUCCGAGGAGAAAGCAGACGCUGUGAGAGAUGCUGAAUGUGAGGAGGUGUGUGUGUCAGACAUCGCGCUGAUCGAGAAAGACAGUUCUGCACUUUCUCACUGUAAUCUCCCAGAGGUCUCGCUUGAAAAUGUGCCUGGAAAUUAUGUCGAAUCAAAUGUUCCCGAGCUUUCCAAUGCCCAGUCAACCGGACAGCCGGAAUCUAGGGCACGAGAACUGGAGUUGGAGGCUCCACUUGGCAAAGCUUCUGUCACAUCACAGGUCAUCAUUAGUAGAAGGAGAACAUCGAGGGGAUCUCAGCGCAGUUUGCUGGGCUCUUCUGAGGAUGGAGCACAUGAUGGGCAGUCUGAGGAGGGCAGCACCCCAAAAGGCAGCCGCAAGAACUUCAUAGAGCUCAUGAUGAGCAGUUCUCCACAGGUGAGACGCUCACUGGUGCAUCGCAGCUGCUCAGGGCACAUAUCAGCCAGAAACAGUGACUUUAGAUCGUCCUCUGUGGAAGAGGAUUGUGCUUCGGUAACCUUAGACCCGCUGGAGCACGAGUGGAUGAUGUGCUCAGCAGAUGGCGAAUGGGACAGUCUCCAGCGUCUGCUCGUCUGUGAACCGACACUCAUCUCCAAGAAGGACUUUGUCACCGGUUUCACGUGUCUACACUGGGCGGCCAAGCAAGGCAAACACGAGCUCUUCGCAAUGCUGAUGGAUUUUGCCAAGCGGCACAACGUCACCAUCAACGUAAACUCACGCUCCAGCGCCGGCUACACACCUCUGCACCUGGCGGCCAUGCACAAUCACAUAGAGAUCAUGAAGCUGCUGGUGGGCGCUUAUGAUGCUGAUGUGGAUGUGAGGGAUUACAGCGGGAAGAAAGCGUCUCAGUACCUGCGAGCCACCGUCACGGGGGACAUUAAAGACAUUAUAGGGGCUUGUGCCAACUUGGACACAGAGAAUGCGCCCGGAGCCGGCCGAUGGAAGCUUCCCAAAGUCCUUCCAUCCAACCUAAACCCUCUUCGGCUGCUGAACCACCCUGAGGAGAUGGCCGGCGACGGUCAGUCCAAACCCAGAUCUUUGUAUCGGAAGUCUUCCAUCGGCCGGAUCAGGCUGCAGAGGAACCGCUUCAAGACGCAGAUCGUCCACAGCACUUCAUUCAGGGAGAACGAGGAAGGAGAUGAUUCGCUCAAGAGCCCCGUCAAAUCCAGACCCAUAUCAAAUCUCUUCGGAUGAGAUGGAAGUUGUUAUAAUAUAUAUUAGAAGCAUAUGCAAAGACAUUAUUACUUUAGGAUCAGCUGAGCUGCCUGUUUACAUCUGAUUUAGAUGUUUCAGUAACACUUUACUUAAAGCCUUUAUGUAUAAAGGUAUUCAUAAUGUGCAUUAUAAUCUUUUCAUAAAUAAUUGUAACCAAAGUUAAAAUGCAUUACAAUAUUUCCAGAUUGCUUUUUACA
This is a messenger RNA of Megalobrama amblycephala (Wuchang bream), 2134 nucleotides long. RefSeq names its product sosondowah ankyrin repeat domain family Ca (gene sowahca). The transcript is spliced from 2 exons. The coding region runs from base 324 to 1916 and encodes 530 amino acids. The record is from RefSeq and is a predicted model, not a curated record. Gene Ontology annotation, molecular function: protein binding. NCBI's taxonomy places the organism in Eukaryota, Metazoa, Chordata, Actinopteri, Cypriniformes, Xenocyprididae.